Messenger RNA from Stylonychia lemnae, 1500 nucleotides. The record is from the annotation of a GenBank genome assembly. NCBI's taxonomy places the organism in Eukaryota, Ciliophora, Spirotrichea, Sporadotrichida, Oxytrichidae.
AUGUUGAAAAAUCUAGCAAUAAGGAGUUUUGGAUAAAAAUUAUCAGCUAUCACACCCAGAGCUACCAAACUAUUGAUUAAUGGCUAGUUAGUAAACUCGUCAAGUGGAGAAACACUUGCCACUUACAAUCCAGCAACAGAAGAGAAGAUUUGUGAUGUAUAAAAGGCUUGCCAGCAAGAUGUUGAAAAUGCUGUUCAAGCAGCUAGGAAUGCAUUUGAAAAUGGCUCAUGGAGAAGGAUCUCAGCUUAUGAGAGAAGUAGAUAUAUCAACAAACUGGCUGAUUUGAUAGAGUAAAAUCUUGAUGAACUUAUUAUUCUUGAAUCUAUGGAUAAUGGCAAGCCAGUUUCAAUGGCAAGAGCUCUUGAUUUCGGAGGCGUGCUCAACACAUUCAGAUACUAUGCAGGUAUUGCAGAUAAAAUUCAUGGCUCAACAAUUCCAAUCACUGGUAGAUACAAUUGCUAUACUAGGUAAGAACCUGUUGGAGUAUGUGCUUCAAUCAUCCCAUGGAAUUUCCCAGCUCUCAUGCUUGCAUGGAAACUUGCACCAGCCCUAGCAGCUGGGUGCACAGUUGUCCUCAAGCCUGCUGAGCAAACUCCAUUGACAGCCCUUAGAAUCGGUGAAUUGAUCCUUGAGGCUGGAUUACCCGAAGGAGUAGUUAAUAUUGUUGUUGGUGAUGGACCAUCAGUUGGAAGAUAAUUAGCUUAACAUCACUUAGUUGAUAAAGUAGCAUUCACUGGCUCAACAGAGGUUGGAUAUGAGAUAAUGAGAAGUUCUCAUGUAAACAAUCUUAAGAGAAUCACAUUAGAGUUGGGAGGAAAAUCACCUGUAAUCAUAAAUGAGGAUGCUGAUAUUGAUAAUGCUGUUGCUAUCACUUAAUUUUCCACCUUUGGUAACUCUGGAUAAUCUUGUGUUGCUGGAUAAAGAGUCUUUGUUCACGAAAAGAUCUACGAUGAAUUUCUAAAGAGAGCAGUUUAAGCAUGCCAAAGUCAAAAGGUAGGAGAUCCUUUGGAUGUUGAUACAGAAUAUGGGCCAGUUAUUGAUAAUGAAUAAUUCACGAAGAUCAUGAAGCAUAUUGAAACAGCUUAAAAGGAGGGUGGCAAAUUGUUAACUGGCGGAAAGAGAAUAGGGAAUAAAGGGUUCUUUAUUGAGCCAGCAUUAUUUGCUGAUUUGAAUGAUGAUAUGACUAUUGUGAAGGAGGAGGUAUUUGGGCCAGUCUAGCAGGUUCUUAAAUUCAAGACUCUUGAUGAAGCUAUUUAGAGAGCAAAUAAUACUAAUUAUGGUCUAGGAGCUGGUAUUAUCAGUUAAGACUGUGAUGUCAUAAACAAGUUUAUCGAUAAUGUGAAGGCUGGUUCAAUCUAUGCUAAUUGCUAUGAUGCAAAUGAUGCUUCAACACCAUUCGGCGGAUUCAAAGAUUCUGGAAUUGGAAGAGAAUUAGGUGAAAGGGGUAUUUCUUAAUAUCUUGAGACUAAGACUGUCAUCAUGAAGAAGAAAUUGAAGUGA